AUGAUGCAAAAGGAGGGGGAUCUUAAGCUUUUUGAGCAGUGCCAUAUCUGUAUCGUCUGUACUAAUGACCUUCAACUCGUGUCUGCCCAACAGAUAGCCGCUGUAAUCGGAGAAUAUGGCGGUGAAGCAACUAUUCACGAGUCGGACCCCUCUAAAGAUGAAAUUCUCGCCUGCACUCAUGUCGUGUCUAAUACGAUCAACUUCGAGACCUAUGACUUCGCGGCCGAUCGCAUGAUUCCCGUGGUGAAGCCGACUUGGGUACAUACGUCGUUGACCAAGCGGAAAUUGGCCAAUCCCCGCCAGCAUAACCCGGAUCCGCGACUUUUCUUAAAUGAUGUUGUGGUAACUUGUGGAGACAUCCCCGAGGGAGACAAGGAGGCCAUUAUCGGUGGAGUGGCUGCCAAAGGCGGCCUGUACAGCUCACGCAUGACCGGCACUGUUACCCAUCUGGUAGAUUUGACUAUGGACUCGGAUAAGGCACGUCUCUGUCAAGCGAAGAAGCUGCGCGCAAAAGUUGUUCUGCCUCACUGGUUCGACGACUGCUUGAAAUUGGGACUACGGAUCGAUGAACGCCCGUACAUGCUUCCAGACCCUGAAAUACUUCGCGCGGGACCCAAUGUCCCAGUUCCUAGCCGCGAUAAUAAGAAUAUAGCCGGCGCGUCAACCCCCGAGCCCUCUGCUAUGCCAGCUCCCACUAGCACUAAGAACCAGCGAAGCGUUUUCGAGGGGAAAAAUAUUAUGUUGUCACCGGAUUUAGGAAUUGGCUCGCAUCUAUUGGAAUCCAUUGAAUCCGUGAUCAAGCAAGGCGGUGCCACCGUGACUGGAAAUGUUAACGACACAGAUUGGCUUAUUUGUCGUUACCGAGAAGGCUUUUUCUACCGAACGGCAUCGCGACUUAAUAAAGAGGUUGGAAACCUUGCCUGGCUGUAUCACAUGAUGACCGUCAACCGGUACACUCGGCCUUUAAGUCGGUUGCUUCACUACCCAGUUUCGCGUGAACCAAUUGCUGGAUUUCAGAAUAUGAAGAUAAGUCUGUCUAAUUAUGUUGGCGAGACCAGGAUAUACUUGGAAAACCUGAUUGCGGCCGCUGGUGCCGAAUCGACAAAAACGCUGAAGCAGGAAAAUACCCAUUUGAUUACUGCACAUGGCUCUAGUGAGAAGUGCAGCGCUGCCAAAGAAUGGGGUCUUGAGGUCGUGAACCAUCUAUGGUUGGAAGACAGCUAUGCUAAAUGGAAACUGCAGCCGGAGUCAGAUCCGCGCUACAACCACUUCCCUCCAGGAACCAACUUGGGAGAUACUGCUGGCCAGAGGAUGUUAGAACGUGACAUUCUCGAGAAAAUCUUUUUCCCUUCCGAGGACACAGAUAAAAAACCUGCUAUGAAGACUAAGGAUCAGAACAAAACCUCUAUGCUGCCUCCUCCGGAAAGGAAGCGCAAGGAACAGACCGCCAUCUCCGAGACCGCACAGGGCACCCCUCAAGCGACGUCAAAAAAGAUUCGAGUUGAGGUUAAUAAGACACCGGUGCGAUCUGGACUAAUUCCUGACGACAAGGAAAAUACACCGUCGUCGACCAGCAGUCGCAAAUCAAAGGACGCAGCAACUGCCCGGCUUCACGAGCUUGCUCCAGAUAUUGCAUUGUAUGAAAAGGAGAGAAAGCGUAUUGGUGGUGUUAUCCAUGGUGGCAGACGAAAAUUAGACGAAGAUCGUGUGCAAGAAAACCCUAAGAAGCGUCACUCAGUCGAAGCUCAGGGCGACAGUGAUAAUGAGCAAGCGGUUGAUGUCAAACGAUUGAAGAAAUCCCGACCACCUAUCUCUAUGCACUUGUUGAUUACGGGCUACCAAAAAUGGGUUGGAAAGGGAAACGAGAAGAAAGAAGACGCGGACAAGCGUCAUCUCCGCGAUCUUGGCAUCAUGGUUGUCCAAGAUGUUCGACGAUGCACUCAUAUGGCCGCACCGUCAAUUCUGCGUACAACCAAGUUUGUCAACGCGUUGGCAUAUGCGCCGACGAUCAUUAGCACUGAAUACAUCACCAGCUGUCUCAAGCAGGACGAGCUACUGAACCCUGCUGAUUUCCCUUUGACUGACAAAGCGUCAGAAAAGAAGUAUGGGAUCUCGCUCGCAAAAGUUACAGAUAAGGCGAAGAAGAACCAGAACAAACUUCUGCGGGGCUUCCGCAUCUACUGCGUCGAGGAUAUGCGUGGUGGAUUUGACGCUUUCAAAUCUAUCGCAGAGGCCAAUGGAGGCGAGUGCUUGCUCUACCGGGGCCGAAUUGCUAUAGCGAAGACUUCUCGGCGCGAGGAUAGUGAUGACGAAGAAAGCGAAGCCGAGGAUGAUGCCCCCGGACGCCACGAGGUUUUCCUCCUUAGCAGCACUGAACCUAGGCAUUCUAAGCUGUGGCCUCGAUUCCGUCAGGUGGUAGGUGAUAUUCACAAGAUCCCACGAAUCGUUAUGGUAGAUUGGCUACUUGACAUGGCGAUGUCACAGGAGCUGCGAGCCGCCGAUGAGUACGAGCUGAAUGAUGAGAUGGUUGGCAAGGACCAAUAA
Messenger RNA from Penicillium taxi, 2544 nucleotides. RefSeq lists its product as uncharacterized. The record is from RefSeq and is a predicted model, not a curated record. Gene Ontology annotation, biological process: DNA double-strand break attachment to nuclear envelope; double-strand break repair. Gene Ontology annotation, cellular component: nucleus; Cul8-RING ubiquitin ligase complex. The coding region runs from base 1 to 2544 and encodes 847 amino acids. NCBI's taxonomy places the organism in Eukaryota, Fungi, Ascomycota, Eurotiomycetes, Eurotiales, Aspergillaceae. The transcript has 4 exons.